AUGGCUUCUAAUCUUAAGCUCUUUCUUUUCGUUGCUUUCUUGGCAUGCAGCAGCUUGGACUGCUGCAAGGCCAAGGCAAGACCGUUGGCUUCAAUCUCAAACCUUUCGACCCGCUUAAAAUUAGACGAAGAGUCACCAGAUUGCUGGAACUCUUUGUUGCAGCUGCAGGCAUGUACUGGGGAGAUUGUUCUUUUCUUCCUCAGCGGCGAGACUCAACUUGGUCGUAUCUGCUGCCAUGCUCUGAGCACCAUUGGCGAACAUUGCUGGCCUAGCAUGAUUGAUACACUAGGAUUUAAUACUGAAGAGAGCCAAAUUCUUGAAGGCUACUGUGAUAAAGCUGUCGAUUCCACUGCUCCAUCACCACCAGCACCACCAUCUGUAGUGCCUGUUAAGAUUGUUCCAAAGCAAACUUUGGUUCCUUGA
Populus nigra (black poplar) is the source of this 423-nucleotide messenger RNA. RefSeq names its product egg cell-secreted protein 1.1-like. The record is from RefSeq and is a predicted model, not a curated record. Bases 1 to 423 code for a protein of 140 amino acids. Gene Ontology annotation, biological process: double fertilization forming a zygote and endosperm. NCBI's taxonomy places the organism in Eukaryota, Viridiplantae, Streptophyta, Magnoliopsida, Malpighiales, Salicaceae. The transcript has a single exon.